AUGAGCAAUAUCAACCACGAGGGUGCUCAGUUACACCAACGGGAGCCGGAUGUUCCUAAUCGAGGAUCUGGAAGGAUACUUCAACGGCUCUGGGAUAAAAUGCAUUCACCUCGAACAGAACCAACCAAAAAAGCGCUAUCAAGAGGAUGGUGGGUCAGGAUACGCUGGCAUUUCUGGACUCUUACACCAUGUCUCAUCACUGGAGUUCUCCUCUGGCUCAACCUCUCCAACUUCUCUACCGGUCGGGAGAUUGCGAUUGGGCGGCGCAAUCCGGAAGUCACAAGCUUCGUCCUUGGAGUUGUCGCAGGGUGCGCAAAGGCUCACGAAAUCAUAAUGGUGGUCGGGCUGCUUAAUAUAGCGAGGCAGGCUAUCCAACGCGGGUUGACCCAAGGCGGUACAUUACUUGGGCUUCUAGGUGCUGAGAAAUCCCUCUCGACUGUCCUCUUCAUCUCCUCACUGGAGUUCCGCGCCGCAUGGAAAUAUGGCUUUUCUGAGGGACCGCGGAAAUUAAAAAUAAAGAUUCGCAAAAUUGUGGUAGUUAUCGUCGUAGUUUGCUGUCUAUGUACGGUGGUGGGUCCGGCGACCUAUGUCUUGAUGGUUCCUAGACUCAAUUGGUUCGACGAUAAACCGUUGGCGUGGAACCACCCUAACUAUACAUAUGGAAUUUAUCCUCGCUGCUGCCCCUAUAUCCUCAUCAAUCCUUCACUUGUUUAUUCGAACCUCACGGAUACAACUGAAGAUACCAGGGGGGAUUUAUAUACCUUCGGGACUCCUGAGUUCCCCAAUUACAACUACUGGCAAGCAGUUCCGACUUUCGACCUGCGUGAUGGUACCCCAUAUACAAACAACAACACUAACCCGGAGAACAGAACGAUGUCACAUGUGCAUCAUUAUAUGAACUUAGGUUUACCGGUGACGGUUAAUACCACAUGGUCACCAGGACGUUCGCUCGACGCGCGGGAGAGAAAGGCUAAGAACGGAACUAUCUUCUCAACUGCCUGGAUAUUUGAUAUAGACCUUGCGACUUACGCCCUAAAGUCUUUAUAUCAACCGGCUCCAAAAUAUGCCCUAGCGCCACUCCGGCUUAUCGCGGACAUGACUGGUAUUUGGUCCGAAACUACAUGCAGGCGGAGAAUUAGCAAGACCGUGCCGGGCUCAAAUUCAAGCUUCUCCUUCGAAUCUGUCACUUCCGGCUCGAUUGGCGGUUCGGAAGUACCUAGUAGUCGUUUGAUUCUAUUAUACGAUAAAAAGAAUAUAACAUAUAUGGGUUCGCAUGAAGCGGAUGUCAAUAUAUCAAAGAUUUGGAUCACUGAGGGUUGGGUGGAGGGGGACCGUAGCGACUUCACCAACAAACUUAUGGUUGUGCUUCAAGACGACAACUCCACCGGUACUGUGAUAGUUUGUUCGAACGUUGUCACUUUAAGAUCCGUCAAGGCGACCUCAGCCACAACACCAUUUGAUGCAAACGAGCUGGACGGAAGCAGUGGCAGUCUGAACUACUUUCCUGUUGGAAACCCGAGCUCCACUACUACUGAACGAAAGCUACUUUAUCAUAAGGAGUGGCUUGACUCGAUCAAUAGUGUGAGGCCGGGGAAUGGGCAAGGAGAUGAUGACAUACGUCAGUAUCCGAACUGGACAGUCCCUCCCGCAAGAGAGCCGCUAGAACCCACCCAAAACAGCGCUCUUCAAUUAUGGGCAGAGUGGAUUGCUCAACUGAAGUGGUCUAACUAUUCGGACCCGGAUCCGACUUUGCUUGAGCUAGGAGUCGGGGGUGCUUUCAUAUCAGUCAUUUCGAGACUAUACCCAUCGAACACGCAAUACAGCCCAGUAAUACAGGACCACUACGGAGAUGAUGGCGAAUUUAGCAAUUCCUUUAAGUCAGGUGGACCUCCGGACGCUCUUAUGGCGGAACCAAUGAUAGAGUUUCUCGGGUCUUUGUGGCAGUUGCGCAGAGGCGGUACAAUAAUCAAAGCUUGGGGCACAGUCGCGGAGUACGGGACGCUGUGCCUAGGUACAAGCCCUGAAAGAGCACCUCUUGAGAAUGCAUGCGCCGGAAUCAAGUCAGGAACAACUCUACAAACUCUUGUUGGGAUUAGAGAGAUAGAUGGAGCAGGAGCGGGUUCGGGGGUCAACCUGGAAUUAACUGUUCUACCUCCGGAGCCCGAGGCCGUGGAAGAGCAAGAAAAGCUUCCGCGGCCUGGAAGUGUGUAUGGAGCUCCCCCUCGCGUUGGGAAUGAGGGGAGUAUUAUUGGGGGUAAGAUCUCAGGAACUGUUGGUGUUAGGUCUGUUUCUGCUCCUCCUGGGGGUGCUACUACACUUGAAGAGUAA
This is a messenger RNA of Morchella importuna, 2328 nucleotides long. RefSeq lists its product as uncharacterized. Bases 1 to 2328 code for a protein of 775 amino acids. The record is from RefSeq and is a predicted model, not a curated record. The transcript has 3 exons. Lineage: Eukaryota; Fungi; Ascomycota; Pezizomycetes; Pezizales; Morchellaceae.